This is a messenger RNA of Lemur catta (Ring-tailed lemur), 1335 nucleotides long. Its product is annotated as pepsin F-like. Bases 1 to 1335 code for a protein of 444 amino acids. Lineage: Eukaryota; Metazoa; Chordata; Mammalia; Primates; Lemuridae. The record is from RefSeq and is a predicted model, not a curated record. Gene Ontology annotation, molecular function: aspartic-type endopeptidase activity. The transcript is spliced from 10 exons. Gene Ontology annotation, biological process: proteolysis.
AUGAAGUGGCUUGGGGUCCUCAGCCUGGUGGCCCUCUCAGAAUGCUUGGUCAGAAUCCCUCUGACGAAGGUCAAAUCCAUUCGAGAAAACCUCCGGGAAAACGACACGCUGAGAGAUUACCUUGAGAAGUAUCCUUUCAACCCCGCCAGGUUUCUUAGCAAAUAUCAUCAGCACCGGGAAGUGGCUUUGGAGCCCAUGAAGAACUACUUGGACAUGGUCUACGUUGGCAUCAUCACCAUUGGAACGCCGCCUCAGGAGUUCAGGGUCAUCCUUGACACAGGCUCUGCUGACUUGUGGGUGCCCUCCACCUAUUGCAACAGCAUGCCCUGUGGUGGCCACCAUAUCUUCAAGCCUCAGCUAUCCUCCACGUUCCAGACCUCGGGACGGCACAUGAACAUCGCCUAUGGCUCCGGGCAGAUAUCGGGACAUGUUGGCUAUGACACCGUUCGGAUCGGGGGCCUUGUGGACGAAAACCAGGCACUUGGCCUGAGCCGUAAAGUGCAUGGCAAUUUCAUGGAUUUUUCAGUCUUUGAUGGCAUCUUGGGACUGGGCUACCCUGGCCUUGCCAUUAAAGGAACCACCCCUGUCUUCGACAACCUGUGGGAAAAAGGCCUCCUUUCUGAGAACGUCUUUGCCGUCUACUUGAGCAGCAGGAGAGAGAGAGGCAGUGUGCUGAUGCUCGGCGGGGUGGACCCCUCCUACUACGUCGGGAAGCUUAACUGGGUGCCAGUGUCCCAACCCCUCUACUGGCAGGUAGCCAUGGACCGCAUCACCCUGAAUGGGACGGUUAUUGCUUGUAAAGGCGGCUGCCAGGCCAUUAUUGAUACCGGGACCUCCAUGCUGACCGGCCCGCAUACCUCUGUCACCAACAUCAACCACAAGAUCCGUGCCCUGUACUCCUACGGAGGCGAGUACAGAAUCCACUGUGACACCAUCGACACCCUGCCUGACAUCGCCUUCAUCAUCAACGGCAUCAGCUACCCAGUGCCGGCCAGUGCCUACACCCGGAAGGCCCACGCAGGCACCUGCUACACCAACUUCGAAAGUUUCCACAGCAAAUCGCCAGAAACCAACACCUGGAUCUUGGGAGACGUUUUCCUGAGGCUGUAUUUCAGCGUUUUCGAUCGGGCGAACAACAUGAUUGGCCUGGCUCCUGCGACAGCAUCGCUGCAUCUAACCAGGAAGAAGCUCAGAGAACACCAGGGCACCGGGGAGGACUCUGAUUGGUUCCCCUCAGGUCAUGUGUUCAGCCCUGGACAGAGCAUCAUGGCCCGGGAAGAGGGUACCAUGAUUGGCCUGGCCUGGGACCUGGAGGUGAUUGACAGCUUCCUCUAG